AUGAGAUUGAGUGAUGAAGACACAAUCGUCAAGGUUGCUCUUCAAGAUUAUGCUAAAAAAAGAUGUUCUUGUUUUGAAUUGAUUCAAUUAAUCGCGACAAUAUGCAUUCCAAUUAUUAUCGCGAUAUAUACAAUUAUACAACAACGUCAAGACCUCCAGGUGGCUAAUAUGGCACGAGCAUCAGAACGUGAGAUAGCGGAAGGCAAUCGUUUAACUGAACUUACAAUAGCUGAACACAAUCGACAGAAAGAUCGUGAUCUUGCUAUUGAUCAGCAACGGGAAAACAUCCUUGUCGAAUAUCACAGAUUUCUGGCACAACUACUUGAGAAAGGUUUACCUUUAAAGGUUUCAUCAAAGUCGGUUGCACUAUUAAUGUCACAUACUGCAUUAAAUCAACUGAAUAGCAAACGGAAACGUUAUGUUAUACGGUCUCUCUAUGAAGCUAAACUAAUUACUCUUAAUGAAAAUAGCCCAUCACAAGGUACGAGCACUUUAGAAUUCGGGGGAAUUGAUCUAAGCAACGUCAUGCUCGGUUCAGUGCACGAUCCGCCACAUGCACAGUCACUGUCAUAUUAUAUUGACUGGUAUUACCUUUAUUUACCUAGAGCUAUUCUCAGAAACGCCUCGUUUCGUCAUGCAAAACUGGACUGCGUCACUCUUUUUGAUACUAAGUUGGAUUCAGCUGAUUUAAGUUUUGCCGAUAAUCGAAGAAAAAAAUGCUUCAAUUAUUUUCCAGAGUUUCAUGCAGUUUUUUCAAGAUCCUCUUUAGUUAACGCUAGCUUGUACCAUGCUAAUUUUUAUCUGGUUAAUUUCGAUUACGUUAAUUUAACAUUGGCCAAUAUGUAUGGAAUCCAUUGUGUCGAUUGUACUUUCUAUAAGGCAACAAUGAUUCAAGCCAAUUUGAGUGAUUGCUUAAUUCUUCGUUCUUCUCUCAGCAAACCACUGGACAGCUUUCAUUCAGCAAAUUUAACUUACGCUAUUGCUCACGUAGCUAAGUUUUAUUCAAUGAUUUUCGACUUCUCGAAUUGGUCUUAUGUUAAAGCGUCGGAAUUACUUCUGGAAAACUGCACAUUCAUUAAUGCAACAAUGAUAAAUGUGUCAUUUGUGAAAAGUUCUAUAAAACAAGUAUUGUUUCAACAAACGGAUCUAUCUUACAUCGAUCUAAGUUAUGCUGUAUUAAAGAAUGUCCGUUUUGUAAAUGCAAACAUGCAAAACGCAAAUUUGAGUUAUGUGAACUGCAGUUAUUGCGAUUUCACCAAUGUUGACUUACGAGAUAGUUUACUCAAUGGUGCAUCGUUACGUUAUACCAAUUUUCUCAAUUGUUUCAUGAAUGACAGUCAAUUAGAAGGAGCGAUUGAUCUUAUUGGAUCGAAACUACCCAAUGGAACUAUUGUCCGAAAUAACGAUUAACGAUAUAAAGAAUCAUGAUACCUUACUCCUAUGAGACAUUGCUCGUAACCUGUGCUCGAUAUUGUUCAAUGACCAUCGCUGACUUGGCUGAUUUUGUUUUAGCACUUUAUUUCUAAAUGUGACACUCUGAAGUGCUUACAUAUAAAGUUUAGGGGUUGAACCAAUUGAGAAAGAUAGUGUAAUCUAUGUCAUGUACUAGUAAUUUCUUAUCCUGUUGUUUUCCCAUAUGGUAUAUAGAAUGUAUUGAAGUAAAUAAUAGGUACACAUGAUGAUGUAUUAUUCAUUUUCCAAAAAGUUAAUCCAUUUUAUCAGAAACGUUUCAUGUCUAUUAAUUAGCUUUUUAACUCUCUUCAGCCUGAAAAAUGUCCUAGUGAAUCCUUUUUUUCUUUCUUGAAAUGAUCCUAAUAGAAUAUAUCCUCAAGAAAGAGUGAGCUACCUAGAUCUGAUUUAUACAGUUUUUUUAUCUUUUCUUUAUAUAUUUCUGUGCAUAGGCUUUUAGUGAUUUCUCUUUAGUUAUCAAGAAUAGAUCGUCUGAUGAUACAUAUGGACAUCUAUACACAGUCCUAAUUGCUACUCGAAAUUUCCUGUCUGAUGUUUCUUGUUGUGUCUUCGGAAUGAGGGGAUAAAAUGGAAAUAUCCACGCUAGGUGUGGGAAAACGUAAGCAAAUAAGUAUUGUCUUAGUACUAGUGUUGAUAUUUUUCUACCUUUUUUCAACCAUUUUAACUUGACUAGUGCUUUCUCUACUUUUUGAAGAGAUUCAUCUAUUGUAGCUUUCAGUGACAUCUUGCUGGUCCAUGUGAAACCCGAGUAUUUAAAUUUGUUCACUAUCUCCAACUCUUGUCCUUUCAUGUGAAUCUUUAGUUUCGGUUGUUCUAUUUGUGCAUAAAAUAUUUGUCCAACUGUUUCCUUCACGUUGAUGGGCAGUUUCCACCUAUUUGCGUGCUGCGCAAUUUUACUACAUACUUUGUUCCAUUCUUUUUCUAGAUGUUUGAUAAUAGAGGAUAAAGAUUUCAUGAUGGGUGCACUUAUGAGCACACUCAAGUUAUCAGCAAAAAGAUGACCUGAGUGUGCUUCUAGACAUUCAACCAGAUCUGAAUGGUACACUAUGAAAAGAUAAGGACUCAAGCUACUCCCUUGUGGCAAUCCAAUGUUAAUAUCAAACUUAUCCGAUCUUAUUUCACCAAAGCUGAUAUAGGCCUGCCUAUUUCUCAACCAUGAUAGGAUUAUCUUUCGUAAUGCUACAGGUAUUCCUAAGUUACGCAACUUAACUAGCAGCCCAGCAUGCCAGACCAUAUCGUAGACCUUUUUAUAAUCCACGUAUAUGGCCAGGAUAGGCAUAUUAGCGGCAAGAUUAUUUUUUCUCUCCUGGUAAAUGGAUAACACUCUAGUCGGUAAUAGUCCUCCUGGUCCGAAGCCAGAUUGUUCGGUAGGGACUAGUCGAUUUCCUUCUGCCCACUCUCUAACUCUCUGUAGUAGUAUUUUUUCGAAAAUUGUUGAGUGUGUCGGAAGGAGAGAUAUUAGUCGAGUCUGGUCACUUGCGGUACACCAGCUUUCAACUUGUUCAGUGUUAUUAUUCUCGCGAUCUUCCAAAAGUCAGGAUAUCUACAUUCUUGUAACCAGAUAUUGAAAAGUUUAACUAAGCAUUGGAUAUAAGUUGGGGGAAGAAGUUUAAUCAUAUGAUUAGGUAUUUGGUCAUAUCCUGCUGAUUUUUUUUUCUUUAGUUUCUUUAUAAUUUUUGUUACCUCCGACACAGAGACUGGUUCUAAAUUAGUAUUAACGACCCGGGGUAUACUAUCCUGCAACUGAAUGUAUUUAUUGUCUAUGUAGUAAUCGGGUGUGGGUGUGUUGGUGUGGGGUGUGAGUGGAUCAAGGGGGAAAAGCCGAUCCUGGUGGAACGUAGGAUCCAUCAGGGUCUAUCAGCAUCCAUUAGGAUCCACCAGGACCCAUUAGGAUCCACCAGGACCCAUUAGGAUCCGUUAGGAUCCACCAGGAUCUAUUAGGAUCCUGUAGGGUUCACCAGGAUCCAGUAAGAGCUAUUUUUUGGAAAUUUCGAAUAAGCUGCUAAAUAAUGUAUGUCUUGUGGCAAAUCGUCCAGAAAUGUAAGUCUACUAUUAUUAAUAACAUUUUAUUGAAAUAUAUAUAAUUAAAGAAAUAAAUGAAACCGAAAUCCAAACUCAUUAUUCCUGUUCACUUGUCUGUUCUACUCGUGAUAAUCUGUCCGACGAUAAACAGUUUUUACUAGUAGUCAACAGACGUGCUACCGUUUGUUUAUGUAAAUACUUUGGUUUAUUAUUGAUCAUAAUAUGAAAAUAAUUAUCCUUUUUCGUUGGAUCAGUUUUAUCGAAUAUUUUCAUUCCUUGGAAGGUUUCUUUUGACGUUGUAAAAUGAUAACUAUCCGGAUUAUUGUCAUCUGAAUCAAAACCUUCAACUUCGACGUUUGUUUCAAAAUUUUCUGUAUCGAUUUGAAUAUUAUUAUUGCUAUCAUCUGUACUAUCCUGAAGAUCAAUUUCAUUGAAGUACCCAGGCAGACAAAACUUUCCAAAAACGCAUUUAAACGCACAAAAAAAGAGGUAAAAUCCAAAAAAAGUGGGCGUUUUUGGCUCACAAUCGCGGUUCCCGACUGUGAGCCAAAAAAGUCCAGAUUUGGCACUUUUCAUGCGUUUAAACGCGUUUUUUACC
Molecule: messenger RNA, 4090 nt
Organism: Rotaria sp. Silwood1
Lineage: Eukaryota; Metazoa; Rotifera; Eurotatoria; Philodinida; Philodinidae
Source: the annotation of a GenBank genome assembly